Acyrthosiphon pisum (pea aphid) is the source of this 3642-nucleotide messenger RNA. Its product is annotated as metal-response element-binding transcription factor 2. The record is from RefSeq and is a predicted model, not a curated record. The coding region runs from base 156 to 1259 and encodes 367 amino acids. Lineage: Eukaryota; Metazoa; Arthropoda; Insecta; Hemiptera; Aphididae. The transcript is spliced from 5 exons.
CAUUUUUUACUACCUAUGUAAUAUAUUUUACUUGUUAUUAUAAUUGUUUAUAGAUUCUUAAUGUUCCUGUUGAUGACAGGAAAGUUUAUGUUGUCAAUUCCCUGCUCAAAGACACCAAUCAUAGGUUUGAAUUCCAGGGUAAAAAACCCACCAACAUGUGGGGACUCCGACUGAAGUUGCCACCUAAGCCCCCACGUUUUACGUUACCCGCAGAAGUUCCAAUUAAUGAGAAUCUUUUGCAUCACCAAUUGCGCAAUAAACUUAACCUCAGUAUAUUACCACCUCCAAAAAAGACUGAUCUUGUAAUAAAUGAACGACUUACCGAAUCAAUGUAUUCAGUGGAAGGAUUGAAAUUUUUACAUCAAGAUUCACAUGUUGUCAUGUUACCAAAAGGCCUUCCAUCAAUUGGACAUAAUGUAUGUAUUAAAAGUGCCAGUCCAAUUGUACCUGUUCCAAGAUCUGUAAUUGAAAGACGGAUUAGGCAACAACAAAUAGAGACAAAUAAACGAAGUUCUCGAAGUUCGAGUGUGGUUACUAAUAAAGUUAAAAAAUCAAUAAAAAAAGAAAAAGUUCCUGAAAGUCGAUCACCGUUCGAUCUCAGUUCAACUGAGAGUACUCCAGAAAAAUAUAUAUCGGCAUCUGAAGGAGAACUGACUAGUGAAGAUGAACCAGAUGAUGAUGAAGACCUUGAUGAUGAAGAUGAUAUUGAUUCGUUGCGUACAACGGACCUUCAAAGCCGCCGUAGUCAGAGACUUCGACUUAGUGUCAACCGUUUAUUAAAUGGACGUCCACUUGCUAGAUCAUCGCUUCCUCGUGAGACUCGUUCUGCUUCAUCAAUUACUUUGCCUCUUUCUUUAGCACCUGUAAUAACUCAACCACAAGUUCGCACUACCAAACGACGUUUAAGUGAAAAAGAUUUGCGUGUUGAUCGUAAUGGGCAGUAUUUAGUUAAACGCAAGAGGUUACGUCGAAAUGGCUUACAGAAUAGUGGUUUGACUCCAACAAAACGUCAGUCUAAGACCAACUGUAAUGGUCGUCCAAUGUAUAAAUCGUAUUCAGAUUUCUUUGCAAAUCACAGUCACUCUGUAAAUAGACCUUGUUCACCCGAGAAUGCUGUAGACUCUACAGCUGAUCUUAAAACUCUUGUACAUUCGUAUUUCGGUGCUAGUAAUAGAAUUGCUAAUGGUGAAGAAUAUACUAUAUUAUGCAAAAGAACUAACCCAGAUGGGUCAGAAGAAUUUUUAAUUAGAUGGGAUUAGUAUAUUAUUCUAUAUAAUCAUAAACAUAACAAAAUUUUUCAAUUAAAAUACAUUUCAAAUUCCCAUAGAAGGAAAAUAAAAUGUUAUUACAUUUUAAUAACAUGAUUUUAAUGAUGAUUGUAUAAGCUGUUAUGCAUCUGUAUUCUGUUACUAUUACCAAACCUGGUAUUUGACUGUUAUUAUCAACGUUCCUGAUUUGAUUCUUAAUUUCCUAUUCAUAGCUAUUGUGAUGAGAGUUGUAUUAAAUUUGUAUUGUUAUAAUCAAUAAUAUAUUCUUGAUGGAAUGUUGGCAAUAAUUAGUUGAUACAAAAAUGAUUCCUAUAUACUAACGUGUAUUGAUAAAAAUACAUCGGACUUGGCUCAGUUUUAUACCAUUAUACAUUAUCCAAACACAUUUUAGUUUAUUCUGAAAACACUGAGUUUUGGGUAUUGUUUUUAAAAAUUAUGACUAUAUCAAUUGUUCGGCAUUUGUCACAAAUUGUAUGCCUAUAAUAAUUUCCUACUACUUAUUAAUUACUUUCAUAAGCUAGUGAAUGUGUAUGGUCGCACAAGGUUUUAAGUAUACAUUAAAAAAAUCAAGCGAGUGUAAAAAAAGAACAAGUUGUAUUUAUUAUUAUUAUUAUUAUAUAUUUUUUAACGUAAAUUGUGUUCAUAUUUAUAGUUUAGUGAUAUUGAUGCAAUAGUUAUGGUAACGUUUUGGGUGAAAUUACCAUAUCACAUUUUACUGGUCCUCAACCCAUCCCGUAGUUGUAUAAUUUUCUGAUUUUUAUUUAAAAAAUUUAACCUCAUUGAAUAGGUAUUUAAUCAUUGGUUAAUGGAAAUACAUAAUCCCAUUAAUGGUACAUUUAUUUAAUAUAAAAUUAAUGUAAUAAAUUUAUAUAGAACAAAUUGUUUAUGAUUUAAGGGUGUAAUUAAAUUGUUUAUACCUAUACUGAUGGGUUAUCUAGUAUCAUGUAGAUGUAUUUAGUGUAAUUUUUACCUAUGAAAACAUUUUUUAUUUUAAUCGAUGUAAAGAAUUGUAUGCGUUAAGACUGAAACAUGUGUCCAAAACGUGAAAAUGAUUAUUUCUGGUAGUGGUUUUAAGGUCAUGGCAUUUAAGAACUUUAAAAAUAAGUGACAUUUUUUAUGGGUAGUUAUAAUAAAAUGUUCUAAUGUUUUGUUCAUACAUUCUAUGGGUUUGAAAUUGUGUUGUAGAUCUCGAAAUUUUUUUUUUUUUAAUGCGUUUUUUAUUGUUUUGAAUUUUUUUCCCAUAACAUUGAUAUUUUUAACAUCUUGGGAAAUGUCAUAAAGAUAUACUCUCGUCCAUUUUUAAUAAUUAUUCUUAAGAAUCAUAUUUCAAUUUGUGACGAUAUUUUUCUUUACAAAUAAUUACAUUCAAGUACAAUUUUUUUGCCAUACAUAUUAAGCUCGUUCUAUUAGUAUUUAUAAUAAAUAAAUAUAUAUUUUUUUUCUAUGAAGGAAUAUUUUUUAUAUGACAGGUUUUUUAAGUACAAAUACAGUAACUAUUUGAAAUAUCUUAUUCAAAUAAUCUAUGUUCUCUUAUGUAAAAUUAUCAAUGAUUAAUUAUGUAAAUUAUCACUGCCAUUGAGAUGACUGUUAAUUAUAUCAUUUAAGCUUUACAUUUUGGUUUGGCUACCUAAAAUUAUAAUUUAAAAAAAAAAAUUUUAUUUUCUUCGACAUAAAAAUGAUGCAUGUUCCUAUAAUUAUUAUUUUUCUAUAAAAAUAUGAAUAUAUUAAUUUAGUUUUCCAAAUCAUACGUGGUAUGAAACAAUCCAAACUCAAUAUUAUCUUAAAUAGUGUAUAAUGCAUUUAUUAUCUGUUUAUAAUUAUGUAUGUUUAAUUAAGCCUGCAAUACUGCUUUAUACUUUAGAACGAAUUAUUAUUAUUAUUAUUAUUUUUUUUUUUUGCUCCAUCUUAAUAUUAUAUUAAUUGAAAUGUCAUACGUAGUCAUGUAGCCUUUUAUAGAUGAGAGAUACCUUUUCAGAACCCAAUAAAUCUUAAUGUGUGAUGAUUUAUGAUUAUUUAUUAUAAUAAAAAUAAUUCUUGUCGAUGUAUUUAAAGAAUUUUGUUUCAAAGGAAUUAUGCUAUUUAAUUAUAAAGGAAUUUUUAUUAAUAUAUAAAUAUGUAUUUAUAUACAUAUAUUAUUAUGUGAUUGUAUCUAUGUAUUUUAAUAGAAUUUAAGGAAAGGCAUAUGAGAAAUAGAAAUACAAAUUUUUUACUUCUACCUAAUGAAUUAUUCAAACUAAAAUAAUAUACAUAUAUUUUGUAUUUUGUAUUUAUGUUUCUGCAAUGUGUGUAAAUCAAACGUGAUUCUACAAUGUGAAAAAAUAUUUUUUUAACAUCAGUAAUUUCAAUUAAAGGUGUAAAUGGUGUUCUAACCGUA